Falco peregrinus (peregrine falcon) is the source of this 7550-nucleotide messenger RNA. It is a transcript of the gene SKIDA1, whose product is annotated as SKI/DACH domain containing 1. Bases 4636 to 7143 code for a protein of 835 amino acids. Lineage: Eukaryota; Metazoa; Chordata; Aves; Falconiformes; Falconidae. The record is from RefSeq and is a predicted model, not a curated record. The transcript has a single exon.
GAGGAAGGAAAAAACCAACCCUGAAACUCCUAGGCAUAAGAGUGUUAGCCAGAUUAUGAUUUUUUUUUUUAGACCUGUGGUUGGCAUUUCUUUGUCCUACAGUUUUAGAAGAUUUAGUUAUACAUUCUGAUUUGUUGUCGUACUAGAAUUUACGGCAAAUUUUAGGUAUUACAGUCACAUUUAGCUGACUUUUAAAUAGCAGAAGGAUCCUAUUAUACUGUUCUUUGACCCUAUUAUAUUUAUGUUACUGGACUCUUUGUGAUAGCCUCUAGCUGCUUUCUAUCUGUGUCCUCCUUGAGCAAAAUAUGCCCAGCAAUAUCUAAAAAUAAGGUAUAGCAUUGGAAAACAAGUUCUCAUUUGAAAUAUAUAUUUCUGCCCAGCGUCAUGAAAGCAAAGCUUUAUUUAAUGCUUGUCAAUACCUGAAGACAUGGUCCAGUACUUAACAAAUAAUAAUAAAUAAUAAUAAUACUCCAAUAAUGUGGCAAUCCUAGUGUGAAAAUGCACAUGACCUCCUAGGUUUUCCCGAAGAUUUUCAAAAGAAUUCUUGCCAUUAGUACAACUGGUGGUGGACAUCACUGCUGCAUUUCCCAACGAAACGUUUAAAAGACUGUAAAUGGUGUGUGCAUUACUUCAUUGCAGAAGGAAGAGGUCAGGCUGAAUUGCACUGGCAUUUAAACAUAAUCAUACUAUGAAAAUAAAUCAAAACAUCACGUAAAAGGAGUAUUUUAAAUGUUACACACAUUUUCUUUCUGGAACGGCGUGGUUAAGCACUUCCCCGCGAGCAUAUAUAUUUCAGCACAAGUUUACAAAAAUGAAACUGUAUGAUUUCCAAUAAAUGGGAAUAGGUCCACAGCGAGGUAUUAUGAAUAUUAUUUUGCUUUUUCUUUUCUAAUGAGGUUUAUCCUUCGACCAGACAGCUUCAAGACUGAAAUACUACUGACUAUAGAGUGUGGAUUGCAGAUUGCACGCUACUCAACGUGAAAAGGAGCACAUUUGAUUGAUAGUCUCUGUGUGUGUGUGCGCCUAUACACACAACUCUCUGUAGUUGCAUGUGUAUGUAUUUGGCAAAACCGGGCAUCUCUGGCCGUCCUUAUCUUAAGAAAUGUGAGACGAACCUCCAUCCCUUUAAUCAUGCUCAUCUUUGAUCACCAGCGAGGGUGACACAGUCCACAAAAUUAACAAAGAAACUCCCUUGCUUUUGAGAGAUGGCCACAUAUACAUCUGGGUCUGCACACACAUGCACGACGUACACACAGACACAUGAACACGCGGGCACACACCCUGGCUCCCAGUAAGUAAAUUAUCACAUAACUUUUCACGUCAUUGAUACCAGAGACCUUUAAUUUUUCAUUUUCAUUCUUUUGACCAGCUUUCACAUUAACAAUCUAAGCCGUAAAUGUUGGUGGCUAUUGAUCGCAAUCCCCUGUGUGCGUGCAAAUCCAUUUUCAAGUCCCCUGCCUUUAAUGUACGUGUGCAUGUGCAAGGGGCCUCCGCCGGCUCUUUAUCAGGAUCUCCCCCCAGCCCUGCUCGAAGACGACCCCGGAUACACACCGUGUGCUGAUGGCCAAGGGAAAGGGCACGCAAAACCCCCCAAAACAAACGGUGGAGAAGUAGCGAAACAGACGUCUCCGCGUGAGAUGCGGAGAAAGAUACGCAGCCGAAAGUGCGUGUAAGUACGCGCGGGGAUGCGCAGGCUGCUGCGGGGGUUCUCCCCGUCGACACCGGGCUCUGCCUCGACCCCGGUGCUCAUGGCUGCACCUUUCGACAAACCGGGCUCUGCCGAGGGGCCGUCACUGCUCUGGGGCGUUCGGCAGCGCCGGCGCGGAGCCACCGAAAAUGCCGCUUUGGGGAGGCAGCUGCCGAGCCGCGCGGCCGGGCUGCCCGCGGCAGCGCGUGGGGGCGGGUGCCCGUGGCUCCCCGCGCGCCAGCGCACGCGUGGGCUCGCACGGGAGCGCGGCCCCGCCGGGCCACCUGGCGAAUAAAGGACUUUUCAGCCCAUCGGGCGCGUUGGUGGCGUCUUCUGAGCAGCUUUCUCGGAGUUUACUCUGCCUUUGCUGUUGACUCCGUAGCCUUAACCUUAAAGCAGGGGGAGGAGAGCAGUGGGGAGGGGGUGGGGGUGUUGGCGGCAUAUAAGUACCUCAGGAGGAAUUUUUAAACGACCUUAUUGUCUCUAGCGCUAGAAAGACUGCGAUGAUUUCUUUUUAGCGCCAGCAGCUGUUUUCUCUCGAAACUUUGCUUUCAGCUUCAGCAUAGGCGAGGGUGCCUCUCGCACGGGCGAGGCUGGGGAUCCAGAUGCGAGGCGAGGGAAGGCGAACUCCGCGGAUGGUCUGAGCUGAGCCGAGGCAUUGUUCACUGCUGCUCUCGGUUACGUUUAAAGGCUGAAAUAUCACGAGAUCCACUCAAUGAUCCUUUUCUAAUUCGAGGGACAAAAUGUAACGUGCUGUAGCUCUGCUUUCUCGGAUGGGAAUACUAUCCCCGGGUUUCAAAGGGGAGAAGUAGGCAUCGCCGUCCGCGUACACAUGGAUUAAGUUGAACAGCGGCGAUUGCAUCUGCGCUGAGAGCAACAGUAGAGUCCAGGGCUGACUUUUCAAAUCUCAGCCCUCCGAGUUAGAGGCUCCCUUGAACAGACUUCCUCCAUUCCCGGAUGCACUUCUCCAAAUUCCCACUUCUCUCUAGAAUUCCUGCAAAAUCGAGGGCUCGCCUGCAUUUCGCCUUGCCAUGCAAAACCGCGUUUUUACAGAGCGAUUAUGCGCUUGACUUUAGCUGUACCUGACGGGAUAACACGAACUCCACGCACCAUAUUGCCAAUACGCGGAGUGGAUAUUGACGUUUGGGAUUGAAGAUUUUUUUUUUUCUCCGUCAAUUUUUUGCUAAGUCCCAGAAAUAUGAGAUGUCUCGUUAAUUUGGCGGAUAUGUCUAAUUCUGGAGGUGCAGUGAUACAUAAAAGUGCUCGUGUUUGUAUCCAGCGGAACACUGGAUGCACGGCAGAGAUUGGUGAUUUUUUUUUUUUUUUUUUUUUUGCAACGCCUAACGUGCGAACCGCAAGCAUCACUUUAACGUGACAAGGGAGAGGCAUGCAGCUAUCGCAACAUUUGCGAAAUCCUCGUUCCUGACGUUCGAAUAAUUUAACGUUCCUAAGAAGAGGUUAAACCUUCGUCCUGCUUCUUCCAAUUGAUUUUAAGGGGCUGCUAUAAAUGGAACAUCAAAAAGCUGCGGCAGGACUACCCCAAGCGGAAUAUGCGAACUGCGAGCUAGAAGCAUCCUAGCCCCUUGCAAUAUCGUACAUUGUGUGUGCCAGCACUUUUUUGUUAUUACGUAAAGGCUCUUGGAAGCACCUUGGAUAUUUUAGAUUCUCCUUUCUCUGCUGGAAGCAAUCAGCACGCAGGAAUCCUGACGUGGGCUCUGGGACUAUAGGACAUUCCAGCUCGUGAUCCAGCAUGGUUAAUCGUGAAAAGUGUAUACAUUUCUGGCUUAUCUAUGCUUUGUUAUGGGUCUGACGUGAGCUCACGUCCUCCUCCCCCCCUCCCGCAAUAUUACAGGCAGAAUUUCAGUUAAAAGUGGUACAGUAUCACGGUGCAGGAACCCGUGAUAUUCAGGCAGCAAAAUAACCUUAGUCCCCGGCUGUAAAAAGCUAAUUAAGCAGAAGAGGAAAAUCAAGAGAAACUCGAAAAUGUAAGUAUUCCCUCUCGUUAACAACCGAGCAUUUAACUUUGGAGCCUCAGAAAGGGAAAUAGCAGGCUGUUCUGCACGUUUUCGCUAAGCUUCAUUUUCCACACAAUGCAGAAUAAAAUGCUAGUUUAAAGCGGCUACGUUACCGAAGGAUUUUCCAUCGCUACGAUCAGACUUAUGUCCUUUAAAUUCACAGCAUGCACAAAAGAGCAACGUUUGUCCAAAACAGGCUAAAAAUACACGUAACGAUAGGGAAAAAAGCAUACAAAUCCUUCCUCGGAAGCUAGCGACCAGGAAGUCUGAGAGGUCUGAGUGUGUUUGAGCUCGGAUUGUUUAAUAGAAAGAUUUAUAUACUAACUGUAUUAUUUACUUUGGGAGGGGAGGUGGCAGUAUAAGGGUAUGCUAAUUAGUGGGAGAUUUUUUGGGGGAAGGGGUGGAAUAUCAAUUUUUAUUGCAUCACCUGUCAGGAGUGUCCAAUCAGCGUUGGCUUUAGGGGAAUUAAUUGAUGAAGGUGUCUCCGGACGAGCUCACUUCACUCUGUCAUUUUAUUUGUAGCUAAAGCAGCGGCGGGAAUAGCAGCUGCAUUUCUUUUCUCUUCCUCCCUUCACAUUCCAUUAUCAUAGUUUCCAAUGGAAAAGCAGGGAAUGAAAGGGAACAGGUACUGAUCUUCAGCAGCAACUUAGAGAAACACUUUGGCAAACCUGUUUUUUAAGAUUAUAUAUUGAUUGUAGCCUCACGGUAUUUUUUUAAUUUAUUUUUUUAAUUUUGUCUAAAGUUUGGCACUUCAUUCACCAGGAAUAACAGCCUUUGUUAUAUUUUAUUAGCAGGAUGCCUUGAGACAAAUACAGCAUCUGGCUGAGGAUUGUGUGUGUGUGGCUUUUUCUUUUUUCUUUUUUUUUCCCCCCUUUUUUUUUCCUCAUCUCUCUCUCUCUCUCUGCAAAUGCUGGGAAUAAUUUAAUUCACGAAAUGGGAGACCUGAAGUCGGGUUUUGAAGAGGUGGAUGGCGUGAGGCUCGGCUACCUCAUCAUUAAAGGAAAGCAAAUGUUUGCACUCUCCCAGGUUUUUACAGACCUACUCAAAAACAUCCCGCGAACUACCGUGCACAAGCGAAUGGAUCAUUUAAAAGUAAAAAAGCAUCACUGCGACCUGGAGGAGUUGAGAAAACUCAAAGCCAUCAACUCCAUCGCUUUCCACGCCGCCAAAUGCACCCUGAUCUCCAGAGAGGACGUGGAAGCCCUGUACACAUCCUGCAAAACCGAACGGGUUCUUAAGACGAAACGGAGGAAAAUCAGCCGGGCGCUGUCACCCACCGACCUCCGGCCGGAGCUCGCACCCACCGACCCCUUCUCCGGCUUCUGGAAGGAGAACAAACUUUGGCUGGGAUUGAAUGACUCUCCUCGGCCCCUGCUGCCCGUCCGGAGGAAAGCCCUGCGUCCGGGGGACACAGCCUUGCUACCGGCCUCUCAUCUACCUCACAUUUUUAGUAAAUACACUGGCCACAGCUACCCAGAAAUCGCUCGGGCGCCUUGCAAACCCCCCGUAAACUAUGAAACGGCGCCGGCGGCGGGCAACUGCGCGUCCCUCCGCGCCCGCCGCCCGCCCGCCGCCCGCCCCCCGCCCGCCGCCGCAGCCCGGCCGCGGCUCCCGGCUGCCGGCCCCCCGCCCCCGCCCGCCCGCUGCCGCCGCCGCCGCCACGGGGCGGCCGCCGCCGCCGUCGCGCUGGGCCCCCCCGGCGGCGCCCGCCGGCCCCUGGCCGCGCCGAGGCCCUGCCGGCCCCGCGGCGCCCCGCGGCUGCCGCUGCCCCGCGGCUUCGGGCCGCCGCCGCCCGCCUUCCCCGAGAGCGGCAGCAGCGACUCGGAGUCCAGCUGCUGCUCCGGCCGCGCCGCCCACGACUCGGACUGCGGCUCCAGCCUCUCCAGCUCCAGCGAGGGCAGCUCGGAGGAGGAGGAGGACGAGGAGGAGGAGGAGGACGAGGAGGGCAGCGGCGCCUCGGACUCCAGCGAGGUCAGCUCGGAGGAGGAGGAGGAGGAAGAGGAGGAGGAAGAGGAGGAGGAGGAGGAGGAGGACAGCACCUCGGACUCCGACUCCAGCUCGGUCUCCAGCCAGGUCUCGGUGCAGAGCAUCCGCUUCAGGCGCACCAGCUUCUGCAGCCCGCCCGGCGUGGUCCACGCCAACUUCUUGUACCAUCUGGCGGCCGCCGCCGCCCCCCGCCCCCCGGCCCCGGCCCCGGCCGCGGCCCCGGCGGAGCCCGGCGGGCCGCCCGCCCUCCGCGGCGCUCCCGGCGGAGUCAAGCCGGAGCUGCCGGAGGAGUGGGGCCGCCCCGGCUGGGCUCCCACCGCCCCGGCGCUGCGCUGCUCCGGCGGCCUGGGGAGCUGCUUCGCGGAGAUAAGAGAUGACAGGGUAUCCGAGAUCACAUUCCCACACUCUGAAUUUUCCAAUAAUGCCAAGAGUACUGACCUAACAAUUAACUGUGUUGCAAAGGGGGCCUCUUCACCUAGCCCAAAGACAAACAAUGCAUUUCCACAACAAAGAAUACUCAGAGAGGCAAGGAAAUGCCUUCAAGCAACUACUACACACCGUGCAGAUAACAAUACAAUAGCUGCUAGGUUCUUAAAUAAUGAUUCUUCAUCAGCGGCAGCAAAUUCAGAGAAAGAUUCCAAAAUCCCUCAUUGUAUUGAAUUUGCCACGGAUUUGCCCUCUUUACAAACUGAUCCUGAAGAGGAUGCUGCUUCUCCAGGGGCAGCAGCAGCAGCUGAGCUCCAGUGCACUGAUACAGGCAAUAAGGCAUUGCCAUUCCUGCACAGCAUUAAAAUCAAAAUAGAGGACAGCAGUGCGAACGACGAGUAUGAGCCUGAUCUUACAACACAUAAGCUAAAGUGUGAGUGCAAUGAUACUAAGGAUGAGUUUUACGGUGUGACUGAGAGUAAUAACCAGGACGCUUUAUUAACAGCCAAGGAAGAUUCUGCAUGCACUGAGAAAGAAACCACUUCCUUAAACCCGCUGACUCAGAGUCAGGUCCUCUCAUGCACUUUAGGUACUCCAAAACCUGAGGAUGGGGAGUAUAAAUUUGGAGCAAGGGUGAGAAAAAAUUACAGGACACUGGUUUUGGGAAAGCGACCUGUACUGCAGACUCCUCCAGUCAAACCAAAUUUGAAAUCAGCUCGAAGCCCACGUCCUACAGGUAAAAUCGAGACACAUGAAGGAACACUGGAUGAUUUUACAGUUAACAAUAGACGCAAAAGGGUAGCCAGCAAUGUAGCAUCAGCAGUGAAAAGGCCAUUUAAUUUCAUGGCAAAUUUUCCCUGUCCACCAUCACUAAUUAUUGGCAAUGAUGGGGAUUUGUUGCCAGCUUAUUCCUUAAACACCACUAAGGAUUCCCAACCACCUCACAAGGCCCAUCCUGUAUGGAAAUGGCAGCUGGGCGGUUCUGCAAUACCUCUUCCACCUAGCCACAAAUUCAGGAAAUUUAAUUAAUAAAAUAGUUUGGAAAAUAUUUUCUUGAACCACCUUUAACUUUCUUACGUUUUUUAAACUCUGCAGGAUGGUUUGUACAAGCCCAUUAAUGCUAUACACACUUUUGGAAUCCUGCUUUAUCACAUUGUGAAGACAGAAACCGGAUUACUAUUUUCUUUACCAAACAGUGAUUUUUUGGUUUGUUUUGGUUGUUGGUUUUUUUUUCCCUGUUGCAUUUGGUUGGGGUUUUUUUGGUGGUUUUUUUUUUUUGGGGGGGGGUUACAUUCCACAGAGUACUUCAGGCUAAAGACUCAAGUUAAACUCAGUUAUUAUGGUAGAGCUGGAACACUUUACUGUUUGAAUGCUAAUAAUGCACCAGUACCUCAAUUCAACUGCUGCAAAUAAAUGUCAAAAGGUUGAAUAAUAAA